Messenger RNA from Ostrea edulis (European flat oyster), 1491 nucleotides. RefSeq names its product protein draper-like. The record is from RefSeq and is a predicted model, not a curated record. The transcript is spliced from 8 exons. Lineage: Eukaryota; Metazoa; Mollusca; Bivalvia; Ostreida; Ostreidae. The coding region runs from base 117 to 1310 and encodes 397 amino acids. Gene Ontology annotation, molecular function: scavenger receptor activity.
GAGAAAUAGGACACCGAGAAUCGUGGGAAGUUUAGCAAUGUACAGGAGUUUGUUUUAUUUAUAACUGUGGUUUGUGUUGAAGGAUUUCUAUUCUUGCGGAGGGAGAACAUGGUAACAUGGUAGCCAUAAUCUUUCAGAUAUUACUGUGUGCAAUAUACACCACAGCGUAUGACAAUUUAGCGUUAUGGAAACUCGCAUGGGUGCAACAUAACUUCCCUGGCAAAGAAGUGGACUGGGGAGCAGCGAAGGCUGUGGACGGACUGUAUAAUGAUCGCUCAGCAGGAGGAAACCAAUGUACUCUGUCUAACUUUGGUCAAACAACAACGACGUGGAGAGUGGACCUGGGGAGUGUGAUCAGGAUCAGUCACAUUAACAUCUACUACAGGACGGACAAUUCUCCAAGUCCCGGGGUGUAUAAUAAUCGAUUUGCCGGAUUUUUCCUUUACGUAUCCAACAGUACGACAAAGGAUGACGGUCAUCUUUGUUUCCAUGAAAUACAGAAUGUGAACGGUACACCAGUAGAGAACCAGACAAUAAGCUGUUCUGUUCAUGGACGAUAUGUCAUAUACUACAACGAGCGGAGGCCAGGUGUUACCUAUCCUAGUUAUUACUCACCAUACGCAUAUAAUGAACUAUGUGAAGUGGAGGUUUACGGAUGCUCUGACCCAACAUUUUAUGGAGUGAAAUGUGAUCAACAGUGUCCCGAUGAAUGUCAAGAAAAAAAAUGUGACGUCAUUACAGGCCACUGUCUGGGCUGUAUACCGGGAUAUCAAGGGUUUCGCUGUAGGCAGGCCUGCAAUAAAGGAUUGUUCGGCGCCAAUUGUCUUCAUGUCUGUGGACAUUGUGCAGGGAACGCAACAUGCGAUCACGUGAAUGGUUCAUGUCCCUCUGGGUAUUGUGCACCAGGAUGGAAACACUCAUCUAAUGGAAAAUGCGACCAAGAGUGUGAUGACGGGAAUUUUGGAUAUAAUUGUAUGUUGACUUGCAAUGGUCACUGCGCUGAUCGAUUGCCGUGCAGUAAAACAGACGGCGUGUGUCCCGGGGAAUGUAUGGAGGGAUGGACAAAUCCUUAUUGCAACGAAAAAUGCAGCCGACGAUCUUACGGGAAAGCUUGCAUGGAAAGGUGUGGUUAUUGUGCAAACAACGAACCGUGUAACCACAUCAACGGAACCUGUCCUGACUCAUGUGAACCGGGAUAUAAGGGAGAGAAAUGUGACGAAGAGGCUGACCCUAGAAUCUCUGGAUUUCUGUGUAAAUCGCUUUGUACUAAUGUGUGUAACGCGGUAUGUAAGAAGAAAAUCGGGAAUUAAGAAAAGAUCGUGAACUCUACAAACAGUAGCAUAGAUGUUUUAUGUUUUAUAACCAUAUUUAUAGUAUUUUGAUCACUGCAUGUGUAUAAAAUUAUUUGGAAUAUGUGUAACAUGGAUAUGAUCAUUACCAUUACCAAUACGUUUAAUUGUUAUUCAUUAUUAAACAGAUAGUAUGAAUGUA